Tinamus guttatus (white-throated tinamou) is the source of this 3139-nucleotide messenger RNA. It is a transcript of the gene SEC24D, whose product is annotated as SEC24 homolog D, COPII component. Gene Ontology annotation, biological process: COPII-coated vesicle cargo loading; endoplasmic reticulum to Golgi vesicle-mediated transport; intracellular protein transport. NCBI's taxonomy places the organism in Eukaryota, Metazoa, Chordata, Aves, Tinamiformes, Tinamidae. Gene Ontology annotation, molecular function: SNARE binding; zinc ion binding. Gene Ontology annotation, cellular component: endoplasmic reticulum exit site; COPII vesicle coat. The record is from RefSeq and is a predicted model, not a curated record.
GUCAAUUGCCAUCAUGAGUCAACAGGGUUAUGUUGCAACUACUCCAUAUUCCCAGUCUCAGCCAGUAAUAGGAGGCUUUUCUACAGGUUUUGGACCAUCUACUUCUUCACUUCUUUAUGGGCAUUAUGGGGACCCUAAUUCCUCAUACACAGCAUCUCAAGCAGGUAUGUCAAAAUCAACUGUGCCUUUUGGAUCUCCAGCCCCCGUUGGACCCCCACCACCUGCUGCACAUCAGUUCAGCCAGACCAGUCUCCAAAACGGGCCCAGUGCACCCGGGCAACAGCCACAUAGGUUUCAAGGCCCUCCACCUCCAAACCAUGCAGGAUCUUCUUAUCCUCCCUACAGUCAUCAGUCACAACCAGCCUAUCCAAAUACUGCAUCCACUUCGUCCACAACACAACUUGCAAACCAGCUCAACACUAUGCAGAUAAAUAGCUAUGGUCCUACUGCUCCUCAGAGCUCUCACAUGUCUUCUGGGCACCCAGCACCUUCUCAAGGUCAACAGCUGCCGCUGCCACCACCACUGACCCAGCAGCAAAUGGCUUUGCCACCUGGAUCACAGGUUCCUCCACCAGCAAAUAAUGUAAAUGGCAUUUGUGCUCAACCAUCAUUGCCUCCAAUGGCCAGACAAGAUGGGAUCCCUGGAUCUGGCCCCCCAAAUGCUAACUUGCAGCAGCUUCCUGGACAGCCCCCAGGGCCUGGAUAUCAUCCUCAGCAAGCAAAUUACGGCCCUCAGAUGGCAGGAGCUCAGCUGUCUUAUCCUGGUGCCUUCCCUGGGAGUCCAGCACAGCUCAUGGGUCCCCAGCAGAAGAAGCUUGAUCCUGACUCUAUUCCAAGCCCCAUUCAAGUAAUUGAAAAUGAUAAGGCUUCUAGGGGAGGACAGAUCUAUGCUACAAACACAAGAGGACAGGUUCCUCCUCUUGUCACCACAGACUGCGUCAUCCAAGAUCAAGGCCAUGCGAGCCCCCGGUAUAUCCGAUGUACAACAUACUGCUUCCCUGGUUCUUCAGAUAUGGCCAAACAGGCUCGCAUCCCCCUGGCAGCUGUCAUCAAGCCAUUUGCUAUAGUACCAACAAAUGAGACACCUCUAUAUCUUGUAAACCACGGGGAGACUGGACCGAUCCGAUGCAACAGGUGCAAAGCUUAUAUGUGUCCCUUCAUGCAGUUCAUUGAAGGUGGAAGAAGAUACCAGUGUGGAUUUUGCAAUUGUGUAAAUGAUGUCCCUCCAUUCUUCUUUCAACAUCUGGACCACAUUGGCCAACGGGUGGACCACUAUGAAAGGCCUGAGUUAUCUCUAGGAUCUUAUGAAUAUGUUGCUACCUUGGAUUAUUGCCGGAACAACAAGCCUCCGAAACCACCUGCUUAUAUCUUCAUGAUUGAUGUUUCAUAUAGAAACAUAAACAGUGGCCUUGUUAAGCUUAUAUGUGAUGAGCUGAAGACUCUGCUAGAUAAACUUCCAAGGGAAGAGCAAGAAGAAUCCUCAGCAAUUCGAGUUGGUUUUGUCACUUACAACAAGGUCCUUCACUUCUUUAAUGUAAAGAGCAACUUAGCCCAGCCUCAGAUGAUGGUUGUCUCAGAUGUUGGAGAAGUUUUUGUUCCUUUGCUGGAUGGUUUCCUUGUCAACUUUCAGGAAUCACGAUCUGUCAUUAACAACUUGUUGGACCAGAUUCCAGAGAUGUUUGCAGACACUAACGAGAGCGAGACCAUCUUUGCUCCCGUCAUCCAGGCCGGCAUGGAGGCGCUAAAGGCUGCAGAAUGUGCUGGAAAAUUGUUUAUCUUCCAUUCUUCAUUGCCAACUGCAGAAGCACCGGGGAAGCUGAGAAACAGAGAUGACAAAAAGCUACUCAAUACAGAUAAAGAAAAGACACUCUUCCAGCCCCAGGUAAAUACUUAUGAGACCUUAGCCAGAGACUGUGUGGCUAAUGGCUGCUGCGUGGAUUUGUUCCUCUUCCCAAAUCAGUACGUGGACAUAGCUUCCAUGGGUCUUGUCACGAUGUGCACCGGGGGAACGCUCUACAGGUACAACAACUUCCAGCUCAGUUCUGAUAGUCCGCAGUUCCUGAGUGACCUCAGGAGAGACAUAGAAAAAAAACCCGGAUUUGAUGCAAUAAUGAGGGUCCGGACAAGUACAGGGUUUAGGGCUACUGACUUCUUUGGUGACAUUUAUAUGAACAACACCACAGAUGUAGAAAUGGCUGCAGUUGACUGUGACAAGGCCGUGACAGUGGAGUUCAAGCACGAUGACAAACUGAAUGAAGAUACAGGAGCCUUAAUUCAGUGUGCUGUCCUUUACACUUCAAUAAGCGGGCAAAGAAGACUUCGCAUACACAAUAUAGGUUUAAACUGUAGCUUCCAGUUAGCUGAUGUCUACAAGACUUGUGAGACCGAUGCACUUAUCAACUUCUUUGCUAAGUCAGCGUUCAGAGCCGUGCUGAGCCAGCCGCUGAAGACCGUGAGGGAGCUGCUGGUGGGCCAGGCGGCCCACGUGCUGGCCAGCUACCGCAAGCACUGCGCCAGCCCCGCCGCCCCCAGCCAGCUCAUCCUUCCCGACUCCAUGAAGGUGCUGCCUGUCUACCUGAACUGCCUGUUGAAGAGCUGUGUUCUCCUGGGCAGGCCCGAAAUCCCAACGGAUGAGAGAGCCUUCCAGCGGCAGCUGCUCAUGGCCAUGGGGGUAGCUGACACACAGCUCUUCUUCUACCCCCAGCUCUUGCCCCUUCACAGCCUGGACCUGAAGAGCGACACGGUGCCAGCCCCGCUGCGCUGCUCUGAGGAGCGACUCUCUGAGGGAGGCGCCUUCUUCCUGGCCAACGGUCUCAACAUGUUCCUGUGGCUGGGGGUCAGCGUGGCCCCCGAGCUCAUCCAAGGGCUCUUCAAUGUGCCCUCCUUCGCACACAUCAGCACAGAGGCCACACGGCUGCCUGACCUGGACAAUCCCUAUUCAAAGAAACUGAGGUCAAUAAUGGAGCAUAUGCAGAGCCAAAAGCCCUACACCAUGAAGCUGAUGAUAGUGAAACAACGGGAGCAGCCAGAGAUGCUUUUCCGACAGUUCCUAGUAGAAGACAAGAAUAUUUAUGGAGGAGCUUCUUAUGUGGAUUUCCUGUGCUGUGUCCACAGAGAGAUCUGCCAGUUGCUCAAUUAA